This is a messenger RNA of Gongylonema pulchrum, 234 nucleotides long. NCBI's taxonomy places the organism in Eukaryota, Metazoa, Nematoda, Chromadorea, Rhabditida, Gongylonematidae. The record is from the annotation of a GenBank genome assembly.
AUGCUCUCCGCGCUAAAAUACUAUUCCUCAAUUGAUGGACCAAGUCGCGAAUUGGCGUACAGUAUCUAUUCGGAAUUGAGAAAUAAUGUGGUUUCCAACGUCGCACGUGAAUAUCGACGAACGGGAUUUCUUUGGGAGAAUUAUGACGAUGAAACAGGUCGUGGCCAGGGUGCGCAUCCAUUCACCGGCUGGUCCUCAUUGGUCCUCUCGAUCAUGGCGGAGCAGUAUGACUAG